AUGAAUCGCUUCAAGACCAAGAAGAAGGCCAAGGACGAUACGCCCGUCGGUCGUCCUUCCCAGGAAUCGGAGUCGUUCGGUUUCUUCAGGAGAGGAAAGAAGAGCCAGGAGGAGCAGAAGCCUGAAAUUGACCUGGCAACCGCCCUUCCGUCGACUGACGACUUCCGAACCAGCUUGCUCAUGAACGGCCUAUCAGCACGAUUUUCCAUGCUGCGAGAACAGGAUGAUCCUAACACGAAAAUUGGUAAAGCCAGCGAUGACAGCGUCUUGUUUCCCACCAAACGACAAUCCCGCCUUGGAGAGUUUAGCGGGUUUGGCUUGACUGAUAUUUCCGAGGUUGAGUCCAUCAAGGCCCCUUUCGCACGAAAUGACUCGUAUGCUUCUGAUGCGGAUUCCAUCAACGGAAGUGUUAUGAGCAGAUCCAAGCCAAUUGAGGGUAACAACCUGUUUGGUGGAAGACAGAAGGUAUAUAAACUUGCUGCUGGCUCAGCGUCGACGAAAAGUGUCGGCGGUGGAAUGAGUGGUCGAGUGCUUUACGACGAUGACGUUGCCCUCUCAGCCUUCCAGAAAUGGCGCAAGGAAGAAAAGGACCGUAACACGGUAGAGGGAGAGCUUGAUGAUAACUCGAGGCGACCGUCACUGGAAGAGCCCGAGGCUCGACCAGAGUCACCAUUUUCGAGCGGUUAUAACCGAAAGCGUGAAACUUCGUCAACCACAUCGUCAAUAACACGCAACUCGACGGCAGCCACAUCCGUCACUUCUCAGCAGCCCGCUUCGUCAUCCAAGGACUGGCCCAUCAGCUCUACAACUCCAUCUUCGAACAGCUCGACACCUGCCCCUGAGAGAAAUUUCACGAGGACCAGGCGUCUGUACGAAACAGGCCUGAACAACGACUUGCAAGAGCAACAGACAUCGGCGCUCACAAGGAUCGACACACUGACGAAACGGCGAGAACUUGGCUCGCGUACCCCUGAUUUAUCACAAAACUCCCCAUCUCCGACGACUGCUGGCUCCGAGCGCUUUGGAGACCGACGCAUUCUGGCGAAGGCUAGUGCCCCGAACCUGCGAUCGAUGAGCCCAGCUUCUCGUGCGUCCUCAGCCACUCCUGAUCUCGGAAUCCGCGUCCCGAGUAUCACUGAAGCCAAGCCGAACUACCUUGGAUCGCCACCGCUGAGCCCGCCGAUCAGUGAGACGGAGGAACUCUCUGGUCUCUCCAUCGGGCCCAACGAUCAUGGCAAGGCAACUGCUUUAGGUGUCUUCCAGAAGCCUUCGCACGGUUACGACGAGAGCAGAUUCGCAGAACGACAACUGCAACUCCAACAAGGACGGGAGACACCCACGCAGCGAUUCCGUAAUGACUCGAAUGCUUCUUUCACGGUUGGUCGAUCGCGGUCAUCUUCUUCGGCCCACCGUCAGACCUUUGAACCCAAGCUGGAGCCUUUUAAGGCACAGCCACCUUUGACAGAAGAAAUUAGCUCCCCAACAUUCUUUACCGAGGAGGAUGAAGAGUCGCCUGUCAUUCCUUCACAAUCAACUCUUGGACCUCAUCCACCUAGGGCCCAUCGCCCCGCAGAUAGUGAACAUCCUGCCUUCCGCGGACCCGCGAUACCGACCCCCCUGUCUAUUGCAUCAAAGGUCAGUGGCGAGCCAUCCCCAAUAGUCGAAAUGGAGUCAACCUUUUCGCCCGAGACGAAGCCAUCACCGCCAGAUUCUCCGACUCUUGGCCCGGCCGUGACAGUGUCGAAUGGCCUCAGCGGUAUGGUUCGACAGCACCUCAGAGCUGACAGCGGGGCUUCUUCCAUUUAUGGCGGUGCUGCACCAACCACAUCUGGUCUGGAGGCAAGAUUUCCGUCUGAUCCCUACGUUUUCUCGCCCACAUCAGAUACAUGGUCUCCGCGCGAGCCCACAAAUGAGUGGACCACGUCAUACUAUGGUGUCGACUCUGAGUCGAGGACGCGCUCAACUACAUUGACCAGCCCUGAGCCCCGCAUGCCAGCCGUGCCUCACUCGGAAGAUCCAAAGGCAAACGACGAGUUUGCUAGCCAACUUGCAGAUGGUGCUCGCAGAAUCAGAGAAAGACUCACCACCUAUGUGGAGUCUGAUAGUCGUCCAAGCUCACCAAAUCCUGUUGCAGAGCCCAGAGAAUCUUCAGUCGGUCCGGCCCCGGCAAAAUCAAACACCCUUGGUCUGCUCAAGUCGAAGUCUAGUAGAACUUCGUUGGCGGAGCGCAACCGUGAUCCUGUUGCUCAACUGAAGGCAAAGAAAAUGCUGGGAAUUUCGGACUCUAGUCCUUCUGUGCUCCAGAGGAAGGCGUCUUUUGAGAACUCUGAAAAACUGAAGCCUGUGCAUCGGGAGGACGUCGGAAUGGCCAGAUCUACAGUUGAGGAUUCCGGAGCAGAUACGGGUGACGUUCCUGAAGAGCAACACGCUGGAAUCCGUGCUUUCAGACAAGCAAGACGUGAGCUGCAGAGAAUGAAGGAGGUGGAACUUCAGCAGAGGCACCAUACACAGCCACCCCAGACAGCGCUGCCAGAACCGCCAAGCACUCACAUGUCACCAUCCAGAGAUGUCGAGCAAGGUCAGCGACUUCAGGGGCGGGAUCAACGGGGUCCACCCAUCGCAUAUCGCCAGCGCCAACUUAGCGAAGAUUCAUAUGCCACAAACUCCCGCUCUGGCUCGCAAGAACCUUCACGAGGUGACCGUGAUCGAAGUGGCUCGAACUCUAGUGGCGAACGAUCCCAAAGUAGGCCACAAAGCCGCCCACCAAUGCGCUUGAGGGAUGGCCCUUCUCCCUUAGAGGAGCGCAGCCUUACCCCUAAUGCAAGCAAUGGCCCAAUGGCUCGUUCUCCGGGCCUGCCUGGCACCAACAUUCGCCGCUCUCCACACAUGCCUCAAGGGUAUCCUGGUGCUCCCCCAGUCAGGAUGAACCAGUCUAACUUUGUUGCCAACGGGAGCCUUAACGUGCAAUACCCUCGUGGAUAUGAAUCAGGCCAGCCGUCUCCGAUUUCGCCCAUUCCAUCUCCGUUUGCAGGUUCGGCUCCUACAACCCCCGGUGGCUUGGCUUCUCCUCAACGGCCGCCAAUGGCACCCACUCCGCAGAUGAAUUCCGACGGCUCCGAAGUUCCCGGUCUAAAUGAGGCAAUGAAACGGCCAGUCAAGAAGAGGGACAUCUCUGAGCCCACCUUCGUCAUGUCGACAUCGCGAGUGCCGACAAUGGAGCUCCCUCCUGAGGCUGCUACCAAUAGGUCACGCAGCAACAGCAGAUCUCGGUCGAAUAGCAAGGCGGAACCAUACAAUGCUCCGCCGCUGCCGCCGAUCAACCCAAGACGUCGUCAAGAUAGCUCCAAAACACGAACUAUGUUUGGAAGCAUGGUUGGCCGCAAUGGGGAUAUGAAUGAGUCUGCCAAUGCUAGCGCACCAAACCUACCUCUGGGUCAUCGCAGUCCUAUGCCCAGCCCCGACGAAGGCCGCAGUGGAUAUCCACUUGGUGGAGAGGAAUUCAGGCCAGAACGUCGACCACUCCGGCAAACUUUACCCUACAUGAGCGCCAUACGGCCUUAA
This is a messenger RNA of Truncatella angustata, 3561 nucleotides long. RefSeq lists its product as uncharacterized. The record is from RefSeq and is a predicted model, not a curated record. The transcript has 2 exons. The coding region runs from base 1 to 3561 and encodes 1186 amino acids. Lineage: Eukaryota; Fungi; Ascomycota; Sordariomycetes; Amphisphaeriales; Sporocadaceae.